AUGAAGACUCUUAACGAUCAAUCAAUCAAUUCCUCCUUCAUUGCACCACAUUUCGGCAAUAUGGGAACCGAAAGCUAUAGUGUGAAGUCUCCGGCGAAGGCUGCUCAUGUCAAUAUGAUGACAGAUUGUAUAAUCGCAAACAUGCCAGCUGAAGGUCUAAGGUCGAUACUUCGGGGCCUCUUAGGAGAAAACCCUUCUAAUACAGCUGCUCUCACGAAACUGGCAUCGAAAUAUCUCGCAAACACACGGUCAUCGUCUAUACCGGAAUUAUUUACCACAUCUGAAGGAUCACCAAAGCCAACCAUAGAUUUUCAGCGGAUACAAAGCAGAUACAGGUGUCUGAUGGGUUGUGGAUUUGGAUUUGAAAGUGUGGACCUUCUCACGAGCGUCAUACAACAAAUACAAAGGUUGGAGUGGGAUGAAAAAACCGAUGAAGGGGAAGUUUUUCUAGAUUUUCUCGCAAAAAUUGAUGGGGAUAUUGUGCAAUCGACGACGGCGGUACAUAAAUCACUUCUUACCAGUUCUGGAACACGUCAAAUGACCACCAAGGAUUCUCAAACCAUUGCAGCACUGCGAGGAGCACUUUACACCUGCAAAGGGAUCGGAGUUAGUCGCGGGCAAGAUUUUCCUUUUGAGCGUGGCUUAUGCUGUCUUGAAAAAUUGGUUGAAGGAACAGGAAACGAAGGUCAAUCUCGGAAAAAGAACAAAGUCCCUCUAACAGACGGAUUUCGUUCCUCCAAAAGCACACUAGAAUCAUUCCAACUGGGAUCAGCUGAAGUACCCAGAAUGUUCAUGGGGCUAUGGCAGUUCUCCAGUCCUGCUUGGGGAAGUGCUUCUAGAUCGAAAAUUGAUCAUCAUUUUAGGAAGCACGUCGAUUCUGGAUUAAUCGCAUAUGAUAUGGCUGAUCAUUAUGGUGAUGCUGAAGUCACAUUCGUGAGUGAACAUGCUAUCAGUUAUAACGACCCUCAAUACGUGGAAGCAGCAAGGUUAAUAGACGAGCAUCCCAACGUCCAAAAUUUGGGCCUCUGCAAUUUCGACACAGAUCGCAUGUGCGAAAUUCUGGAGGCCGGCAUAAAGGCAGUUUCAAACCAAGUCCAGUUCUCUCUAAUAGACUUGCGACCCGCUUUCAAGAUGGCAGAAAGUUGUAGAAAACACAACGUCAAACUCCUCACUUAUGGUUCAUUGUGCGGAGGAUUUUUAGCAGAUAAAUGGGUCGAAAAACCUGCUCCUAACCUAUUCGACGAGAACAUGACCCCAAGCCAUCGCAAAUACUUCGAAAUGAUCACCAUAUGGGGAGGGUGGAUACUUUUUCAAGAACUACUUGAUGUUCUCGCAUUAAUUGGCUCCAAGCACAACGUCUCUGUUUCAAGUGUGGCGAUUAGGUGGGUCCUAGAUCACGAUUAUGUUGGAGCUGUGAUAAUCGGCGCAAGAAUGGGAAUCAGCGAGCAUAUUGAUGAGAAUCUAAAAGCCUUUUCUUUCACGCUCGGCGUGGAGGAUAGAGAAGCUAUACAAAGUGUGUUGAAUAAAUCAAGAGCAAAGGAUGUUUUCGAGGCCAUGGGUGAUUGUGGGGCAGAAUAUAGACAAUAA
Sclerotinia sclerotiorum 1980 UF-70 is the source of this 1587-nucleotide messenger RNA. RefSeq lists its product as hypothetical. NCBI's taxonomy places the organism in Eukaryota, Fungi, Ascomycota, Leotiomycetes, Helotiales, Sclerotiniaceae. Bases 1 to 1587 code for a protein of 528 amino acids. The transcript has 2 exons. The record is from RefSeq and is a predicted model, not a curated record.